Messenger RNA from Paramuricea clavata, 5096 nucleotides. NCBI's taxonomy places the organism in Eukaryota, Metazoa, Cnidaria, Anthozoa, Malacalcyonacea, Plexauridae. The record is from the annotation of a GenBank genome assembly.
AUGAAAAAUUUUAAUGAUGAGGAAUUUUUAAAUGAUAUCCGACAAAUAAAUUGGUCCGAUAUAAACUCACAAAACAAUCCUAAUGAUAUGUGGACAGCCUGGUUCACCAAAUUUUCAGAUAUUUUGGACAUUCAUGCUCCUGUUCUAACCAAAAGGCUUAGAUGUAAAAAAUCUCCGUGGAUUAACUCAUUGCUAAUUCAUAAAUUACGCGAAAGAGACUCUCUCAAAAAACGUUUUGAUAAAAAUCCUAACGAUCAAAUUUGGUCUCGAUAUAAAAAAGCUCGCAAUGAAGCUAAUAAGCUUAUUAAAAAGUCGAAACGAGAUUACUUCAUGACGCGGAUUAAUACAGCCAAAAAUGAUCCAAAGAAAACGUGGCGACUUAUUAAUGAACUUUCUUCACGCAAAGCCAAUGCAACCACAAAUGUGAAAACUAUAAAACAUGACGGAGCAGAGAUCACGAAUUCAGCUGAUAUAGCAAAUGCUUUCAAUACCUACUUUACUACGAUAGGCGAUAACCUUGCCAAAAAUCUACCUAGCUCAGAUGUAAAUCCUAUUUCUUAUAUAAACCCAGUCAAUAGCUCAUUUUCAUUUGCUGAAAUAAAUGUUGAGACUGUAAUCAAAACUCUGAAAUCCAUUAAUCCUAAUAAAGCAACUGGUCCUGAUAAUGUUCCUUGUAAGGUCUUGAAAAUAGCUGCCGAGAUUUUGUCUCCAUCACUCACAGCCAUUUUUAAUCGCUCAAUUUCCAUGGGAAUUUAUCCGGAUGAUUGGAAGAUGGCUAGAGUUUUACCUAUCUUUAAAAAUGGGGAUAAAGGUGAUCUUGGCAACUAUCAACCUAUUUCAAUCAUUUCUGCAAUUGCUAAAAGUUUUGGAAGGCUCGUUUAUGACCAAUUUUAUGCAUAUUUAACUGAUAAUCAGCUUAUCAAUCCUUAUCAAUCUGGCUUUAGGUCUAAUUACAGCACCCUCACUUCUUUACUAGAAGCAACUAAUAACUGGUGUGUCAAUAUCGUUAGAGGUCUUUUAAACGGCGUAGUCUUCAUUGACCUGAAGAAGGCCUUUGACACUAUUGACUAUAACAUUUUACUUUCAAAGUUGAAAGCAUAUGGUGUGGUUGACUUGGCACAAUCUUGGUUUAGAUCCUAUUUAACUGAUCGUAGGCAAAAGUGUUUUGUUAACGGUCAGUUUUCUGGUAUCUCUUCUACAUCCAGGAGAGUUCCUCAGGGUUCAAUAAUCGGGCCUCUGCUAUUCUUGGUUUAUAUCAACGAUCUCCCAAACUGCCUGAAUGAGGGUUUCGCAAGGAUGUUUGCUGACUAUACCAACCUAAAUUUUAGUAGUGAUAAUUUAUCUCACCUUGAAUUUCUGAUGAAUUCUAGUCUGAUUAACCUAAACAGAUGGUUAAUAGCCAACAAAUUAAGCUUGAAUAUUGCUAAAACUGAGUUCAUGAUCAUUGGUUCACGUCAGCGUUUAGCAACUUUUAAUAAUUACGAGCCAAGUGUCUCGGUCGACAAUGUGCCAGUGAGGCAAGUUAGUUCAACUAAAACCAUGGGGCUAACCUUGGAUGAAAACCUUACUUGGAGAAACCAUGUUGAGGUCAUCACUAAAAAGAUCUCUUCUGGUAUUGGAGCUUUAAAACGGGUGCGCGGGCUGAUUGACCAAGAAACUGCUAUUAAAGCCUAUGAAGGUUUUAUUGAACCAUACUUUUCCUAUUGUGCCCCAGUAUGGGACGGCCUCGGAGUAACUCUAAGUGAUAGGCUUCAAAAACUUCAAAACAGAGCAGCUCGUGUUAUUACCCGUUCUUCUUACGAUAUUUCAUCUAGUCUACUUCUAGAUCAGCUGCAGUGGAACACUUUGUCGAUUAACCGUCAAAAGCAAAAAGCUGUUGUUAUGUUUAAAACUCUAAAUGGUCAAUCUCCCCAGUACUUACAAGAAUUGUUUUCAUUCAGAAAUUGUCAAUAUUUACUAAGAAAUUCUAAUGGCAAGUUGUUUAUUCCUAAGCCCAAUACUGAUUAUCUUAAGCGCUCCUUCAGUUAUAGUGGAGCAUCACUAUGGAACUGCUUGCCUGAAUCUCUUAGAUUAUCAUCAUCCCUCUCCUCGUUUAAAGGAAGUCUGGAAUCUCUAUAUUCUUCCAGUCCUACCGACUCCCACACGGCAACCAGGUAGAACAGUACCUCUCCUCCUUUCCUUCUUCCCUUCAAUCUUGUCUUCUUCCUAACUUAUAUUAAUUGCUUUUAUUUGUAAAUAGAUAAUUUUCAUAAAAUGUACUGAUGGUUCUCCGUGUUCUAAAUAAAGUCAUGUAUGUAUGUAUGUAUGUAUGUAUGUAUGUAUUGUAGUUUACAUGUAUAUUAACAGAGUUUAGAAUUACAACAGCUCAUGAGCCUGCUUCCUGGGAUAACGUAUCAUAAAUAUAUGGUUAGAUGUUUCAAAUCCAUGUAUUGUAUACCUUACUUGUAUUAAAAUUCGCGUCGUAUACUCAUUUUCGCUCAGCUUUAAAUUCGCGCAUUCCAAUUUCGCGAAACUUGUUCACGCAGCUUUAAAUUCGCGCAAGUAAUUUUCCGUUUUGGUUCCUUUUGGUUUGUUUAAUAGAACUAUAACUAGGGUACCUGCAAGGUAGGUAUUGAUGCGGGCAUUAAAAGCAAAUAGAACUACAGUAAGCAGCACAAAUUAUAUCAAGCACAGUGAUUACUCACAGCGACUAGUGAGCUGUGAAUGGAACUGAGAAGAAUCCACGUUUACUGCUAUGAAAAAUAUGUUGCUGUCACAUGACCAAUUUUGCAUUUUUUCGGACAACUUUCGCACAACUUUCGCACUCUGCUAUUCAAAGUGUAUACACGUGUGCGAUAUAAACAAGCGAAAAUAUCGCAAAAUAAGGACGAUUUGAAAGGGUUUUUUUGUAUUUGUGGGUAUAUUUAACUCCUGUAAGUGUAAUAUGUAGCGAAGAGAAAAAUUCCCGUUGUGUGGGUACGAAAAUAUAGGGAUAUAUUUCGCUCGACAGCCUCGAAUCCUCGAUCAUACUAUAAAGCAAUUCACAAAUUAUGGUGAAGAGACGAAGAAGGGGAGCAACUGGCACCUUCACGUCACUGGUAAGAAAUUUCUAUUCAAUGCUAUAAAAAAUAGAAUUGUAACAAAGAUGGAGCUCUGCUUUUGGUGCUUGGUAGAUGAAUAGGUUAUUAUAUAGUUAAUAGGUUAUUAGACACAUUUCUAUUAACCCAAUAUCCAGCACGUACCAAAGCAGAACUCCAUAGAGUCAUAGACAUUACCAAUGUAGCAUUGCAGAUGAAAAUAGGUAAAAGGGCCAUAACAAAAAAUAUAGUUCAAAACAUUUAAUGAGAGCAAUGACAUACAAAGUGAUGACAUUGAAUAUAUGUCUUAAGUUAAAGAAGAAACGUUAAUAGCUUUCCAUAAAAUGUUUUAUUAAAACUAUAUUUUUGCUAUGGCGCCAUCUUUAACAUAUAUUCAGAUGGGCAUUAAUGCUUAUUUUAAGUGGCAUUUAAUAGUAAGUACAUACUUCAAAACACACCCCAAAUAAAUAUUUUAUGUGGAAUAUUAUAACGAAAUUUAAAAAAACAUCUUUAUUAAAAAUAGGGACCUAAUCGUACACAUUCUUGUGAUGGACAUGAUAAGCUAAUGGGAUUUAUGAAAGACACCUUUCCCCUGGCAGUUUAUGGUAUGCAAGAUGUAUUUAGUGGUUACAUCCUAUAUUUGAAAUUGUGGAGUUCAAAUUCUAACCCCAAGCUUGUUGGACGAUGGUAUUUGGAGCAUCUUUAUAAUACAAGAGGUAAUUUAAUUAAUAUAUACUAACUGUACAAAUAAUAUACUUUAUGCAAUUCGUUUGUCCCUGGCCUGGUAAAAAUUUUCACUAAAAUUAAUCAUCCUCUCUCUCUCUACUUAUGUAUAAAAGGUUUUAUGAAUGAAGCAAUAUUUUGUACCCCCUCCCUUAUAGAGCUAGUUAUAGUGGUCAUUGCUUCAUAAGAAUUGCAUGCACUCCCAGCAUAAAAACUUUAAUAUAUAUUUUACUUUUAUAUUUUAAUAUUUAUUUUACCCAUCAAAUUUUUUUCUAAUAACAAAACAAUUCUUGUUUACAGUUAUAAGCAAGCACUUAAGAUUAGAUAGAGGGACUGAGACUGUAGAUAUGUCCACUAUACAUGCAUUCCUAAUUAAGGAUGCGGACCCCUCCUCCAGUGAUGGUGAUACUGUGCACUAUGGUCCUUCAACUAACAAUAAGGUACAAUCAAAUAUUGACCUUUUAUAACUCUAUGUCUGUAAUUCAUCACCGUCUAGAGAAGUUCUUUAAAAGAUAAUUACUGAUGCUUCUUGAACAGGGAUAUUAUGAUCCAGAUUGUCAAACUGAUCGGUAGGUUUGUUUUGUGGUCUGGCCAUCUGGCUUGUUUUACAUACUGUUCUCGCUUUUCUCGCUUCAUGCAUGUGUUUAUUCAUUGCUAUAAAUUAUUCUUAGUGUAGUGUAUGCAUUUUAAUUGAAACCCAAUCUGCGGCUACAGUUUCUUAACCCAUUAAAUUGCAGAGUUUAUAAUGUAAUAUUUCCUAAAAUAUUCUGGUAAUGUCAAAGGCAUGCUUAUUAUGAUCAAAAGUAUUGUGAUGGAUGUGUGGAAUUUAACUGGUGUUUAAUUUUUUUUAUUACUAUUAGGGAUCUGAUAUCAUUUGUUUUCAUCCCUCUCAUACAAAAGGAAUUGAAUAUUUUCAAGGACACAAUAUGGAAUUCGCACAGGGUCAGAUGUCAGAAGGAUGCCCAAAUGCCCAAAGGUGUUCCUUGACAUCUGUAUUCAUUCCCAGAAAAAUAUGGUGCUGAACAUUGUGGUAUGGAAUUACAAUUGAAUGAUUAAUCUUUCAGAAAUACAGUACUUUGUCAUUUUCAUGUGGCGAUUUUUGAUUGUUCAUCAACAGGUUUUGAACUGAGGAAACAAGCUAUUGAUGAAGUUGCCCAACUAUCUGGAGUAAUGGAUGUAGGAGAUGAUUACUUGUCACAGGUUGUUAGACAGGAAUGUGAAAGGGUUAUUCCAGAAUUGGACAAUGUGAAACCACAAGAUGCAGCAACCACUUUUAUUGUCCUAAAAAAAUAUUAUAGAAAUGAUGCAGGAAAUUGA